Messenger RNA from Bufo bufo (common toad), 2481 nucleotides. It is a transcript of the gene RFT1, whose product is annotated as RFT1 homolog. The coding region runs from base 77 to 1699 and encodes 540 amino acids. Gene Ontology annotation, biological process: glycolipid translocation; dolichol-linked oligosaccharide biosynthetic process. NCBI's taxonomy places the organism in Eukaryota, Metazoa, Chordata, Amphibia, Anura, Bufonidae. The record is from RefSeq and is a predicted model, not a curated record. The transcript is spliced from 13 exons. Gene Ontology annotation, cellular component: endoplasmic reticulum membrane.
AGGUCCUUUACCGGGCAGGAUUCAUUCAGGGUGUAGAUCAGCUGAUCGCCGCCCUCCUUGUACUGAUGACAGCAGGAUGGCAGCUCAGCACGAUGUCCUCAAGGACACCACCAAGCUGGCAUCUUCUACCAUGGUCCUGCAGGUCGUCUUCCGUGUCCUGACGUUUGCUCUUAACGCCUUCACGCUGCGCUAUGUCUCGAAGGAGAUCAUUGGUAUUGUAAACGUCCGCCUGACCCUCCUUUACACCACCAUAGUGUUCCUGGCCCGAGAAGCUUUCCGAAAAGCAUGCCUGAGCCAUUCUGCACAGCAAAGCUGGAGACACACCAUUCACCUCACCUGGCUGGCAGUACCCCUAGGCAUCUGCUGGUCUUUAGUAUUAGGAUGGAUAUGGCUGAAUAUAUUGGAAGUUCCAGACCCAGCAGUUAUCCCACAUUAUGGCCCUGGAGUUCUGGCAUUUGGAUUUUCUGCCGUUAUUGAGCUCCUAGCCGAACCAUUCUGGGUCCUUGCACAAGCUCAUCUCUUUGUCAGGCUAAAGGUGAUUGCUGAGAGUCUGGCAGUAAUUGUCCGUUGUUCUGUCACAGUCAUUCUUGUGCUUAUCUGUCCUCACUGGGGCCUCCUCAUCUUUUCCUUCGCCCAGGUCCUGUACACCAGCCUACUCUCUCUCUGUUAUAUUCUCUACUUUGCAAAGUUUGUUGGCUCUCAGGAGGCAGAGAAGAAAUCAUUCCCUCUUCACAGUAUGAUGGAAUUUUUCCCCCGGUACUCUUUAUCUCAGGACUUUUUGGAUUGGAAGCAGGCCUGGCUAGCAUGGAGCUUCUUCAAGCAGUCAUUUCUGAAACAGAUCCUGACAGAAGGUGAGCGCUACGUCAUGACCUUUAUGAAUGUGCUGUCGUUUGGAGAUCAAGGUGUGUAUGAUAUCAUAAAUAACCUGGGAUCUCUGGUGGCUCGCUUGAUCUUCUUGCCUUUAGAAGAAAGCUUCUAUGUCUAUUUUUCCAAGGUGAUGGAGAGAGGAAAAAAUGUCAAGAGUCAGAGGAAGGAGGAGAUGUCCGCUGCCUCGGAGGUAUUGGAGUCACUCCUGAAACUGGUGACAUUGAUUGGGCUGGUCAUCCUUGCAUUUGGCUAUGCGUAUUCACAGCUGGCCUUGGAUAUUUAUGGUGGAUCCCUGCUUAGUGCCGGCUCUGGUCCUGUUCUCUUGCGCGUCUACUGUCUCUAUGUUCUCCUGCUGGCCAUCAAUGGGGUGACCGAGUGUUUCACCUUUGCUUCAAUGAGUAAAGAGGAGGUAGACAGGUUUAACUACAUCAUGUUGGGUCUCUCGUUAAGUUUCCUAUGCCUUUCCUACUACAUGACAACUUGGCUCGGCAGUGUUGGAUUCAUCUUCGCAAACUGUUUUAAUAUGGGCUUGCGGAUCGCUCACAGUCUACAUUACAUCUGGAAGUAUUACAGGGGAAGCCGCUACCGACCACUUUCUGGGCUCACGCCGUGCCCAGCAGUAAUAUGUGCGCUGGCAGUUAGCGCUGCAGUGACCGGGUAUUCAGAGGUAACCUUAUGCUGUGACAUGGGCUGGCCAUCCCGUCUGGCACACGUCCUGGUUGGAGCUCUCUGUCUGUCUGUGACGUUGGCUGCCAUAGUCCUGUCUGAAGAAAAACUGACUCACUUUAUACGUAGUCACUUCCUGUCCAAAAAGCCAAAAAAGAAAGUGUAAGGGGGGGGGCAGAACUGAGCUCCUUCAAACAAUCCAUAUACAACUGAGGUAUUAAGUGCCCUCUUCUGUGUGCGUAACACCCUGCAACGAAAGGGGUGAUCCCAAGGUGGUGGAAUAUAUGAAUAAUAAUGCCUCUGUGUUAUGUCAUAUGUCACUGAAUCUCAGGGCUGACUGCUGUUGAUAGGGCACAUAUAUGACAUAAAAUUUCUGCCUUACAUAUCUCAUACAUAAAAUAGUAUGCUGAAGAAUGUAUGAAUGUAUGAUCCAACACACAGACUGUAUGAAGGGUGGAAAGCACACACAAGGCAGUAUGCAGGGGGAAGGCAGCAGCAUCCUAGACACACAGAUCCAGCUUGUAUUACUGGGAGGGACAUGACCACAUGAGAAAUGGCUGAACCUAGGAGCAGGUUGUAAACUGAUUAUCAGAUGGUCUGAAAAUGAUUGAAGGAAUGAAGACUGAAGCCUGCAACUUUCUUUUACUCAAGGUAAUUACUAACAUAUAUUUAAAUAUAGUUGUUUUUUUUGUUCCAAAGGUGUCUAUAAACUUUAAAGUCUAUAGCAAAAUAGUGAAAAGGCUACAUUGUCAUAGUGCUUUUAGGGUGAGUGGCUUUUUUAGCAAAAUGCAGUAUGCUCUGGCCUUUUUUCUCCAUAAUCUUCUCUAUUGCACUUCUAAAACACCAGGUAAAAAAAAUUGUAAAUGUACAAUAAAAAAAUGGCUAUUAAAAAAAAUAUAUAAAAUGCUUGACAAGCAUGUCACUUUUUAAAUGCUAUUUAAGGCUCCA